Molecule: messenger RNA, 3761 nt
Organism: Pristis pectinata (smalltooth sawfish)
Lineage: Eukaryota; Metazoa; Chordata; Chondrichthyes; Rhinopristiformes; Pristidae
Gene: fbh1
Product: F-box DNA helicase 1
Exons: 20
Coding region: 824-3757 (977 amino acids)
Biological process (GO): replication fork processing; double-strand break repair via homologous recombination
Cellular component (GO): nucleus
Molecular function (GO): hydrolase activity; DNA binding; 3'-5' DNA helicase activity
Source: RefSeq, a predicted model, not a curated record
UGGAGGGCAGAUCUUAUUUAGCGGGUGUCAGUUAUAGCUGGCCUUGGGAAAAUGAUAGUGCAACUGCUUUAACAUGUUUCAGAAGAUGAAUUGGGGGUGGGCUGGGUGGAGUUUAAACCCCAUACUGGUUGCACAAUGUAAGUACAGAGUGCUUUUAUAGUCAGUAGCAGAUUGUCUUGGCUUGAUGUCCCAUGGUACUCGUUGUGAACGAAUCCCAGGCAAUGAUAUUCUACUGCUGAGCGGGUCAAUGAAGGCAAAACAAAGGGAAUAUUCAACAUUUCAAAUUCCAGUUCUAACCAAGGGUUUUCGACCUGCAGCGUUGACCCCGUUUUUCUUUCUAUACCUGCCGUUUUUGCUUUGGGUAUUUGAAAUUGUUUUGGGAGUCAGACGGGGGAGUGUGUCCAGAAGUAACGUUGGUACUGAGUGGAGGGGAUUGGUUAUAGCCUUAGAAUUACACGUUAGGGCCUGGAACUAGGUUAUCUGGCGCUUUAGAUAAUUAUGUCACAAGGAUGAAGCCAUUGGGCCAAAGAAUAGCUAUAUAGACUCAUCCCCCUUCACUGCUCUUAUUCCAAAGCCUUUAUUGAAUCAUAGAAAGGUUACCACGCAGAAGAGAUCCCUUUGGUCCAUCCUACCCAUAUUGAUCAAAAAGUAUGACCCAGCCUAAUUGCAUCUUCAGCAUUUGGUCUAUCACCCUGCCCAUAAGGGCUCUUCACUGACACGUUCAGAUAGACGAGGCAAGCGGAAACGUCUUGCUCCCUCAGACUGCUGGUCUUUGAGCAACAGUAGUGUGGGUGCCUUCUCACUGACCCAACCAUUCAGCUAUAUGGGCACUGGCAGAGAUUUACAUAGGGGCCUUUACCCGAGGAACCGGAAAACAGCAAGCCAAUUAUGCCCUCUCCAAAGACAGCCGGCGGGCGAUGCUAACAGGCUCUCAGAGAAUGCAACCAGUGGUAAAGUCAAUAUUGGCCAGUCACACUCUGAGGUGGAUUUUGUUUUCGACCUCAGAGAUUUUCUUUCCAGUGACUUGUCCAUUGAAAAUGACGUGUUUGUUCUGAAUUCAAACUCCAGUAGAGAACGACCUGUGUUGUCACUGGGAUGUUCAAACAAGAAUGAUGAUGUUGGAUGGGACGGCUCCACAAGGAACCGAGAAAAUGCCAGGGCGACUUUCCAGCAGAAUAGCAUGAGAACUGGGGUCAUUGGUGCUGAACUGGAGAUUGAUCCGCUCCCUGACUCCUACUUUGGAUUGUUGGGAUGCACAGGCUCCCACACGCAGCCUUCCGGACACAUCAGCCAGCUCCCAGACGAAAUUCUCAGGGCCGUAUUCUCUCACCUGCCAGCAGUGGACUUGUACAGCUUCAGAUUGGUCUGUCAACAAUGGCGACGUGUUCUCAGUGACCCAAUGUUUGUACCAUGGAAGAAGCUUUACUAUCGAUACAGGAAGGGAGAAGGAAGUGCUGUGAUGGAAAUUGACAAGAUUCUGAAAGCAAAUAAUAUCACAAAGGGUGAUGAAAUGUGUGUGUUAAAUCUUAUAAGAUAUGUGGCAUCUUUCCAGCAUUGGAGAUCUGUAAACUCUGAAGCUGUCUUGAAUUGUCUUAAGGACCACCCCCUCUUCAAUCAGUCCAAAUUAUGUGUGAGCCAUACCCUUCUGGAUGUCAUCAGAGCAGCCAGGACUAUACGCACUUGGGCGAUACAGGCUAUGAUCGUUCUCCUGUCCAAUAGUGUACAAGAAAUCCAGAGACUUAUUUCCUGUCUGGGGCGACCCUGUUCCACUCUGCCACCGAUGGAGUUAAUGGAAGUCCUGUACUGCAUGGCAACGUUACUGUUUGCCCUGAGAGUAAAAGACAUCGGCAUCAGCAACAGGAUCCAUUAUAAUCUGUUCUGCGCACUCUACUUGAGGGAGAAUCCAGCCACAGUCUGCAGAAAACACCCAAAGCAUCUUUGUUCACCUCAGGACUCUGACAGUCUUGAGAGGGACGGCGUAUAUCGGAGUCCUGAGCUGGAGCGGAUGUUGAACCUUGAAAUUGUCCCAGGCGAUGUGAUAAAAAUAAUGGGAUUUGCAGGUACAGGUAAAACCUCUUUACUGAUUGAGUAUGCACGGCGCAGACCUCACCUCCAGUUCCUGUAUGUCCUUCCCACCAAGCCUGUUCCAGAGGAGGUGGGUUAUCUUUUCCCUCCGAAUGUGGAGUGUACAACCAUGCACACCAAGGCCUAUCAGUGUGUAGGCUACAAAUACCAUCAGAAGAAGAAGCUGAUGAUCUGCGGUCUGAAGCCAUUCGCUGCUUCUAAAUUUCCUGAAGGACAGGGUAGCCUUUCUCGAGCAAACUUGAUCUGUCGGAGCCUCAGCAAUUUUUUCUCCUCAGUGGAUGAGUCCAUCACCGUUGCGCAUGUACCGGGCGACUGCAAGAGCACACAUGGAGGUACCGGGUCAAUGGAACAUCAUGAGAAAUUAGAACUGGUUGAAGAUGCGAAAAGGAUUUGGAAAAAGAUGGUGGAUCUUUGUGAAACCAGUUACCUCAUGACUCAUGAUGGAUAUCUGAAACUUUGGCAACUUAACAAACCCAGCCUAUCACAAUUUGACGUCAUCCUUGUAGAUGAAGCUGAAGAUUGUAGUCCAGUCAUUAUAGACAUCAUACUCUCUCAGAAAUGUGGGAAGAUUCUUGUGGGAGAUCCACACCAACAGAUUAGCAGUUUCAAGGGUACCGUUGAAGCUUUGUUUGAAGCCCACCAUCCUCAACUGUUUAGUUUAAAACAGAGUUUCAGAUUUGGGCCUGAGAUUGCUUACGUGGCAGCAACAAUAUUGGAAGUGUGCAAACAAUUCAAAGACAAGACCUUGGUUGGUGGAAAUCAAGAUGGCAACACUGUUGAAAACUCAGUUGGGCAGGCAGCAAUUCUAUGCAAAACUACUGCUGCUGUCUUCGACGAGGCUGUGCGUAUUGUGACCAGCAACAAUCCGACCAAGAUAUAUUUCAUUGGAGGACUUGAUAAGUUUGGAAUGGACAUAGUACUGGACAUUUGGAUGCUAACGAUCUUGGAGGUGGAACAAGCAGCCAAAGACCUUGUGAUCCGGGAUCCGUUCAUCCGAAUGUUUGAACGUAAAGGUGGCUUGCGUGGAUUGAGAAACUAUGCGGUGCAAGUUGAAGACUCGGAGUUGGAGGAGAGGAUUGCGGUUGUGGAGAAGUAUGGUCUGCGACUUCCUGUGCUUGUGGAGAAAAUCACCAACCACUGUGUCAAUUGCCCAUCAUUUGCAAAUGUUGUUCUGGGAACCGUGCACAAAGCAAAAGGAUUGGAGUUUGAGAUGGUACAGAUCGCUGAAGACCUUAUAAAGGUUCCAGGCUUUCGACACAACACUCAUGUUCUUUCUGGGUUUAAGAUCGACUUGGUCCCAGAUGUCGAUUGGAACUUGCUUUAUAUUGCUGUUACCCGGGCAAAGAGGCGUCUUGUGAUGAGCAGGUCUUUGGAAUGUCUCCUCUCCUUUGCCAAUGAAUAUUUUCUAAAGCCUGAAUUAACCACCAACCUGCUUGGAAAGGGGUUAUCUCCUAAAUGUCACAUUGGAGGGUGUUUAAAUCGCAUUACAAGUGAAGCAGUGUUAACUAUGAGGAAAGCAUCAAGUCCACAGUGUGCCGGGGAGGAUGCUGGUGGUCCUCUCUGUUGUGUGUGUGUGAGGCAGCGGAUCGGUCCCCUUAUCUACCUCCUCGCUUCUCCGGAACUGGUCAAAUCCAGGAUUAGAACAGGCGGGAGGGGCUGUGAUCCCCCUUGAAAUA